This is a messenger RNA of Copidosoma floridanum, 2546 nucleotides long. RefSeq names its product nicotinic acetylcholine receptor alpha1 (gene nAChRalpha1). NCBI's taxonomy places the organism in Eukaryota, Metazoa, Arthropoda, Insecta, Hymenoptera, Encyrtidae. Gene Ontology annotation, biological process: monoatomic ion transmembrane transport. Gene Ontology annotation, cellular component: postsynaptic membrane. Gene Ontology annotation, molecular function: acetylcholine-gated monoatomic cation-selective channel activity; transmembrane signaling receptor activity. The record is from RefSeq and is a predicted model, not a curated record.
AGGUCCCGUGUGGGUGUGAGCCGCGACGAGGGGCCAUGCAAGCCAGCAGCCCCGAGGGUCCUGAUGGGACAGUGGCAACUGCAAGAAAAGAGCCUCGUCGACGGCUGAAGCGCAGCCGGUAGCUCGCGUCCGAGGCUCGCCCGAACCCAAGGCCCGCGGGCGAUGUGCCCGGCCCGAGGAAGCGCAGCGGGUGGACAAGGCGUACGAUGCUCGAGGAUGGUAAGACGGCGGCGGAGACGGACGGUAGCGAGGGCAGCGGCGGCGAAGGUGGCGACGGCGAGGGCAAUGAAAACACAAACAACACCAAGCACAGCAACAAGGAGGAGACGGAGAGGAGGGGGACUCGGAGGCCGGCUGGUCUAGCAGGGGCGGCCGGUUUGCUGCUGACGAUAGCGGCCUGCCUCGGCUUGCCCCUCGUAGCCGCCAACCCGGACGCCAAGCGCCUCUACGACGAUCUCCUCUCCAACUACAACCGGCUCAUCAGGCCCGUCGGCAACAACAGUGACCGGCUCACCGUCAAAAUGGGCCUCAGGCUCUCGCAGCUCAUCGACAUCAACCUGAAGAAUCAGAUCAUGACUACCAACGUUUGGGUCGAGCAGGAGUGGAACGAUUACAAGCUCAAGUGGAACCCCGACGAUUACGGGGGCGUCGACACCCUUCACGUUCCAUCCGAGCACAUCUGGCUGCCCGACAUCGUGCUCUACAACAACGCCGACGGCAACUACGAAGUCACGAUCAUGACCAAGGCGAUACUGCACCACACGGGCAAGGUCGUGUGGAAGCCGCCGGCCAUCUACAAGUCGUUUUGCGAGAUAGACGUCGAGUACUUUCCCUUCGACCAGCAGACCUGCUUCAUGAAGUUCGGCUCGUGGACCUACGACGGCUACACGGUGGACCUGAGGCAUCUGCUCCAGUCGGAGGACUCGAACGAGAUAGACGUGGGCAUCGACCUGACCGACUACUACAUCUCGGUCGAGUGGGACAUACUGCGGGUGCCGGCGGUGCGCAACGAAAAGUUCUACAUAUGCUGCGAGGAGCCCUACCCGGACAUCAUGUUCUACAUAACGUUGCGCCGCAAGACCCUCUUCUACACGGUCAACCUCAUCAUCCCCUGCAUCGGCAUCUCUUUCCUCUCGAUCCUCGUGUUCUACCUGCCCUCGCACAGCGGCGAGAAGGUCUCCCUAUCCAUCUCGAUCCUUCUCUCGCUGACCGUGUUCUUCCUCCUCCUCGUCGAGAUCAUACCCUCGACCUCCAUCACCGUGCCCCUCCUCGGCAAGUACCUCCUCUUCACGAUGGUCCUCGUCACGCUGUCCGUCGUCGUGACCAUAGCCGUGCUCAACGUGAACUUCCGCUCGCCGGUCACCCACCGCAUGGCCCCCUGGGUACGCCUCGUCUUCAUCGAGAUGCUGCCCAAGCUCCUCAUGAUCGAGAGACCGGCGAGGGACGACGACGAUUCGGCCAACCCCGAGGGCCACCCGAGCCAGGGUCCCGGUCACCUGGGCCCAGGCGCCGACGAGGACGACGACGACGAUGGGCUGGACGAUCUCGAGGAGGACGAGGAGCCCGUGCAGGCGAUGGAGAACGGGGACGUGCGGGGCGAGCUGGAGGCGGGGGGUCCGAAGCACCACCCCGAGCACGCGGUCUUCCACGUGCAGGAGCGCUCGCCCAAGUACCAGCCGGGCUACUGCAACAGCUCGAUGGCCGGGGCGAGGUUCGCCGAGUACGAGUUGGCCUACCAGGUGCCGGGGCUGCCGUUUGGCGUCGGGCUCGAGGAGUCGGGGCUGCCACCGCUGCCGGGGCCCGAGGACGAGAGGCUCUUUGGGCUGGCCGUGGUCGGGCACCCGGGGGGUGUGGUCGUCGACGAGUUGCAGGUCAGCCCGAGCUUCGAGUGCAAGCCCGUCAACCGGGAGGUCGAGCGCACCAUGGAGGACGCGAGGUUCAUUGCCCAGCACGCCAAGAACGAGGACAAGUUUGGCAGCGUGGAGGAGGACUGGAAGUACGUGGCGAUGGUGAUAGACAGGAUUUUCCUGUGGCUGUUCGGGAUAGCCUGCAUCGUGGGCACGCUCCUCAUAAUCUUCCAAGCGCCGAGUCUGUACGACACGACGAAACCGAUAGACAUAAUGUACAGCAAGAUAGCGAAGAAAAAACUGAUGCUCCUCAACAUGGCCAAGGAGGAGGACUAGCUGCGAGCCUCGCCAGCCGAUGAGUUACUUUGGAUCGGCAUCGUGCGUUUGGCUGUCUCGUCGAUGGCCUCGCCAUCAUCAUUGUCCCAUCGAUAACCAGCAGCAACAAAGGAGGAACGGCUAUACAUAUACACAAUAGGAGAAUAAAAGUGCCAAAUAACGCGGCAGAUCGCGUAGCGUAUUUUUAUAAAUCUGCUUUCAUACGUAAUAUAAUAUAUACAUUAGUGUCGUUGUUGACUCGUGGCGUCGUCAUCGUCGUCGUUGUCGUCACAUACAUACAUAUAUAUAUAAUAACUCAUCGUCGUCGCCGUGAUGAUUAACGACAUUGAAUAUUGCGAUCAAGUGCACGUAAUAAUGGAUGAC